Messenger RNA from Erigeron canadensis, 1278 nucleotides. Its product is annotated as sorbitol dehydrogenase. The transcript is spliced from 6 exons. Gene Ontology annotation, molecular function: zinc ion binding; oxidoreductase activity, acting on the CH-OH group of donors, NAD or NADP as acceptor. NCBI's taxonomy places the organism in Eukaryota, Viridiplantae, Streptophyta, Magnoliopsida, Asterales, Asteraceae. The coding region runs from base 76 to 1167 and encodes 363 amino acids. The record is from RefSeq and is a predicted model, not a curated record.
UAUACGAGUAUUAUCCGGAAGCAAACAGAAAAUAGAGCAUAGAAGCACAAAUCAGUCCAAGAGAGAGAGAAAAAAAUGGGAAAGGGAGGAAAGAGUGAUGGAAAAGGAGAAGAAGAAGAAGAAAACAUGGCUGCUUGGCUGGUCGGUAUCAACACCCUUAAGAUUCAACCCUUCAAGCUUCCCCCUCUUGGAGCACAUGAUGUUCGAGUAAGGAUGAAAGCUGUUGGUAUUUGUGGUAGUGAUGUUCACUAUCUCAAGACAUUAAGAUGUGCAGAUUUUGUAGUCAAAGAACCAAUGGUUAUUGGACAUGAAUGUGCUGGAGUGAUAGAAGAAGUCGGAAGUGAAGUGAAAGAAUUAGUGGCAGGCGAUCGAGUAGCUCUUGAGCCUGGAAUUAGCUGCUGGAGAUGCACACAAUGUAAAGAAGGGCGUUACAAUCUUUGCCCUGAUAUGAAGUUUUUUGCCACUCCCCCUGUCCAUGGGUCUCUUGCCAAUCAAGUGGUGCAUCCAGCUGAAUUAUGUUUCAAGCUGCCUGAUAACGUGAGUUUAGAAGAAGGGGCCAUGUGUGAACCAUUGAGCGUUGGGGUCCAUGCUUGUCGUAGGGCUAAUAUAGGCCCCGAGACAAAUGUGUUAGUUAUGGGGGCUGGACCCAUAGGGCUCGUGACCAUGCUUGCUGCUCGUGCUUUUGGAGCUGCCAGAAUUGUGAUUGUGGAUGUUGAUGACAGCCGGUUAUCGGUUGCAAAGGAGCUCGGUGCAGAUGAGAUCAUCAAAGUCUCCACUAACAUUCAGGAUGUGGAUGGGGAAGUGGAAAUAAUACAGAAAGCCAUGAAGGGUAGAGUGGAUGUGAGCUUUGACUGUGCAGGUUUCAACAAGACCAUGACAACAGCUCUGUCUGCCACUAGUGCUGGUGGCAAGGUUUGUCUUGUGGGAAUGGGUCACCAUGAGAUGACGGUCCCUCUUACGCCAGCGGCUGCUAGGGAGGUUGAUGUGGUGGGUAUCUUUCGGUACAAGAACACAUGGCCGUUGUGCUUGGAGUUUCUGAAAAGCGGUAAGAUUGAUGUGAAGCCAUUGAUAACUCAUAGAUUUGGUUUCUCACAGAAAGAAGUCGAAGAAGGAUUUGAGACUAGUGCUCGUGGUGGUAAUGCCAUCAAGGUUAUGUUCAAUUUGUAAAUUGCGAGAUAAGAAAAAUAAAAGAGAAUAAAAGAUGGAUUGCAAGUAACUUUAAUGUGUUUGGUUGUAAUUUGAUGAGUCUGGACAAUGCAUCUGCUUAUGUUUUAGUUC